Vanessa tameamea is the source of this 2991-nucleotide messenger RNA. RefSeq lists its product as uncharacterized. The transcript has 19 exons. The coding region runs from base 16 to 2988 and encodes 990 amino acids. The record is from RefSeq and is a predicted model, not a curated record. Lineage: Eukaryota; Metazoa; Arthropoda; Insecta; Lepidoptera; Nymphalidae.
GUCUCAAAAAUCAAAAUGUCUAUUAAAAGUGACAGUGUAAAAUUAACACUAUUAGUUCUAAUUAAUUUCGUAAUAAGAAACAAUUGUGAUGUUGAUAUAAGUGAAAAUGUAGACGAAGGUAUAAAAUCAGUCGAUCACGUGACGAGAGACGAAACGAGGUUCGACUACGACGAAUAUCCAAACGUAGACAGAGACUACGAAAAAAAAUUAACAGAUACGGAAGAAUCGAAAGAAUCCAAAGACAACGAAUCCGUUUCCAAAGAAUACAACGAAAGAGUAACAACGGACAACACACCGACGACAUUGACAGAAGAAUCACACGGAGACGUUGAAGUUAGAGAAGAAUAUGACGCUGUCGACGGUGAAAAUCGAGAAGAACACAACGAUCAAUUAAGAACUACGUAUCAGGAUGUCACGGAAACCGCUACUAGCUAUUCACCUGUAUCAGACAGUAACGUCUAUAGAGAGACUCUUCUAGAAGAUUUUAACAAUUUAAAAGGAUUUAAUUCACAGGUGGAAACAACGUCACAGGCGACAACGCGGUCUAUGGAAAGCGUCGAAGACACGUCUCCGGUUGAUGAGGAUUACGAAAACAGCGGUGCGAGGAACCCCAAAACUGAAUCUGACAAGCAACCAGUUGACAAGAGACUGUACGAGAAGACCCGUCCAGUACCAGCCCUGAGCAAGAGUUCGACAUUGAAAUCAUGGCUGGAGGAUUCUUGGUUGCGACCUCCCGCUGGGAUCCUGGUGCCAUUACGACCCCUGGCUCUGAACAGGGCUUUAGGGGUCUGGAACGACUUGGCAGCAGAAGGGUUGAAUGUUACCGACAUCGUCAUCGUCGGUUACGAUUCAAAUGGAGUCAACUGGAGAUCCCGUCACAACCUACAGCCGACGAACUCGAACAGCGGCGAGAGAACCGUAUCGGAGGCACUAUCGAAACUACUACUGAAAUAUCAAGACGUCUAUACAGAUGGAAACAACGAUGGUACCAUGCGAGCGCUCGCUUCAGCUGCUAAAUUGGUACCAUACGACAGUGCAUUGUUCGUGGUCACGGAUAAGGGCGCGGGCGAUUCGCAGAGGCUACCGCUUGCUCUGAGGGCUUUAGUGGAAAAGAGAUUAAAGGUAUAUACCAUAUGGACAGACCCAACUCAUCCAUCGGCCGAUUCGGAGCUGGCUCUACAGGAUCUAAGAAACAUAUCCUCCCAUACAGAGGGUGAAGUUCUUCCAUACUCCUUGCAAAUAAUGAGCGAAGAGAGUUCCAGCAACCUUGCAUCAGAAACAGAUCUACAGGAAUGGGAACCAAUGACAGCACCGGGAUCGAGACGCGCCAAGUUUAUCAACCAACCGGCUAUCGACACAUUUGACAUGCUGUUGGUGAGACGAGGUAGCGAAGAAGCAAUAACCUGGGGCAUACCAGUGGAGAAUGGGGUGAUGGUGUUGAGGAUACUCAUCGAAGGUGACGUGGACCACGCCGUAUUGUAUCCACCGAGUGACGCGCCACAAAUCGACAUACACAAUCAAACAUCAAUCCAAUUGUUCUCGUCGACAUCCAAGACCGUCAGCCAGAAUCCAAGAGACGUGUUCCUCGUUUUUCCGGGAUCCACGUUGGACUUCGACGGCUUGUCAGUAUUGCCGGCGAAGUCGUCGAGUGCGGACGUGUCAGCGCUAGUCGGGAUGUGGCAUUUGAGCGUACGUUGCGUAACGUGUAACUAUCGGCUGAGUAUCAGCGCACGGACAGAUCUGCACUUCUACGUUGAGAUUGAACCAAGAGAUCUGUUAAAGCUUCGUGUGAUGGGACCAGUUGCGAGUGUCAGAGAAUCUGCUCUGAUCGAUGAAUACGGAUUGGAACUGGCCAAGCUGCCCUUCAGUUACCAGCCAGCUGCUGACUCUGAUCACGAUAAAGACCCCAUGUCAGAUAUACUAGCUGACAUCCCGAUGCCAAGCGUCACGAGUACCGAGACAUAUGUCAAGAUAUUGGGACGAGACAUAUACGGGGAACCGUUUGUCCGAGUAGCUGGACCUUUGAACCACCACGCUGAAGUGAGAAUGGGAAGAUCAGCAUCAAUUAAAUUCCCUGAAUCUAUUAACGACCUUGAAGAGGCCGAAGAGAUUAAUUCUAGUAUAUACAAUGGAAAACUUCAAUACAAUGACAGUAAUCUUCUACCAUUCGGACAGGCAACUACACAGGCAGUUAACCAAAGGGGGUCAGUUUUGACGUCAGUCCAGAUCGGUUUAAGCACGAGAAUAUACGGAGCACCCAGAGAUCGACUGCAGUUAUACUACGAAGUCACAAACUUCAGGGAACAAUCGGUCAGGUUCAACUUCGAAGCAGUUGGAGAGUUAAGAUUCUUAACCGGAUUGGAACCUAGGUCGCAAACGAUAGCUUCAGGUCAAACCGCAACUAUUAUAGUCAGUUUGACGAUCAAUCAGAAUGCUCAACCUGGAGCAAGAGACCUCAUAACGUUCACAGCUUUCGGUUUAGAUCAAGUAUCAAUAUCGACAUACGUCUACGUGACGAACCCUGGGGAGACUAUACGAGAUGUUGGUGCACCGGAAAUGAGACACAACUUCCAAGGAUCCUGUUUAGGGAGACAGGGGAGCGACUGCUCUGAGCACGUCUGGUCAGCGACCAUCAUCGCCAGAGAUCUCGUUGGAGGUCUACUCCGUCUAACAUCAUCACCACUUGGCCUGGUAUACGACAGCAAUUUCAUUUCCGGCGCUAGAGACGAGGUGAUGGCGUCAUACAGAGCGACCUGCUGCGCCCCAAGAGUUAUCGUCAACGCCGUCGAUGCAUUCGGAAAUGCUAACAGCUAUACCAUCGAUAUUUCAAAUUAUAUAAACGAAGCCGGCAUAGCAGCGAUCGCUUUGGGAGUCAUAUUGAUUAUCGUAUUACUAGUACUAAUAAUCUUCCUUACAUACUGGUGCGUCAAACGCCGGAAGGAGUCCAGAGAACUACCUACAUAUACGACAUCUAGAAAUAUCAAUUAAAAA